GCUGCUGAAGUCCACAAUGAAGCAAAGAGCGGCAGAAGCCAGCGCCGCAGCGGGAGCGGAGGAGCCCGAGCGUCGCCGAGAGCCACAGCCGGUGGGGACAAGCGGGGGCAGCCGGGGGGUCCCGCAGCUCUGCACCCCCCUGGGGACACCCCCAGGCUAAGGCCGGCGGGGGGCUAGGUGCCCGCCGUGCCCACCGGGAAGGGCCGAGCGAUGGCAGCCCAAGGAGGGGCGGCCAAGCCCGCAGCCCCGGCAGGGAUGGAGAACUUCCGAAAGGUCAGGACGUCGGAGGAGGAGAGCCCCCUGCCCUUCCCUGACCUGCCCCCGGGCGUGGUGGAGAUGAAGGUGAAGGAGGGCAGCAAGAUCAGGAACCUGAUGAGCUUCGCCAUGGCCCAGAUGGAGCUGAAGGGCAGCCGGCAGAUCGUCUUCAGCGGCUGCGGCCGGGCGGUCACCAAGACCAUCACCUGCGUGGAGAUCAUGAAGCGCAAGCUGGGGGGGCUCCACCAGGUCACCAAGGUGCGCUACAAAACCUUGCUGGAGGUCUGGGAGAACCAGGACCCGCCGCCCGGCAGCGCGGCGCAGAACCUGACCGUCCACAAGAACGUCCCCUCCAUCUGCAUCCUGCUCUCCCGCGACCCCCUGGACCCCAACCAGACGGGCUACCAGCCCCCCGAGCCCAGCCAGCCAGGAGAAGACCCCUCGAGCUCCUCCACCAAGGGGCAGAAGCGACCCCUGCCACCUCCUUGCGAGGAGCUGCUGCCCAAAAAGCUGCAGGGAGCCAGCCCCGGCAGCAGCCCGUGGGGCUCGGGGGACAGGGAGAGCCAGCCGGAGGGCCACCACUGACCUGCCACCUCCCGCUUACAGGGGGGCUUGGGGGAUGCACCUGGGGGCUGCUGAUCCGGCACGGUGCUGCCCCCAGGGCGGUGGCAAUGCCACAAACCGCCCUGUCCCCCCUCCCGGCUGCCGUUUCGGUGACUGCCGGCAAGGACGGGGGCUGCCUGUGGGAAAACCUCCCCUCUCCAAACUUUUCCUCUGCCUGGCACCGCGUGCGGGGAUGCGGAGCUGCUCACGCCCCCCUGCUAAAUAACCCCCUGCUGAAAAGGGCUGCGGACCCCCAGGACUCCCACGGAGCCGGAGCAUCCUUUGCUUUUUGCCCAGUCCGGGAAAAGCGGCACUGCUCCACACCGAGACGUCUCGGCCAUCAGGAGAGGCAGCUUUGCCCAGAGCCCCCUGGCGUGACACCUUCAUUACGAAAACCGCUUCAAUUACGCCCGGAGAGGAGCUGUCAGGUUUAUUAAUGCUGGGCUCUGCGCCUCGUGGCUCUUGUGAUUCAUCCCGAAUAACACACAAACAAGCGGGUGGGUCGCGCUCUCCCCGCUUUCUGCCUGCCCUGCCUGCCCCGCUGCUUGUUUCCCCUUUCCCCUCCGACGUGGCAUUGUUCCUAUUUUGUGCUUUUCUCUGAAAUACCUGAAGCUGAUCCAUCCCCUCCCAGAACCGCUGCAGCCCAAGAGCCAAGGAAAUGAUGCCUGGAGCACUGUUUUUUUGUUGUUGUUGUUGUUUUGUUUUUGUUUUAUAUUAAUAGCAGCCCCCAAAGAGAAGAUAAUGAAAUAAUCCUUCUCGUAUCAGAUAUUCAGGUCUUCACUCUCCUGGAGUUGUUUGCAGGAUCCGGAGCCAUGGCGAAAGCCUGAUGUCGAGGGACUGGGGCGAUGGGAAGCAUCGGGCAGCUCGUCUCCUGCUACGUGCUGGACGGACACCGGGAUGAGGGGGAGCUUGUGCCUUUAUAGGUUUGGCUGCAGAGCCCUCGCCGAGGGAUGGCUCACGGAGAAAGCCCUUCAGAGCGAACCCCCUGCUUUUUCUAGGGGUAAAAGGAAACUAAUCGAGAAUAAAAGCUCUUUAGAAA
Molecule: messenger RNA, 1897 nt
Organism: Cygnus olor (mute swan)
Lineage: Eukaryota; Metazoa; Chordata; Aves; Anseriformes; Anatidae
Gene: RPP25
Product: ribonuclease P and MRP subunit p25
Exons: 1
Coding region: 211-840 (209 amino acids)
Biological process (GO): tRNA 5'-leader removal
Cellular component (GO): ribonuclease MRP complex
Molecular function (GO): RNA binding
Source: RefSeq, a predicted model, not a curated record